Messenger RNA from Rhodamnia argentea, 1032 nucleotides. RefSeq lists its product as uncharacterized. Bases 147 to 920 code for a protein of 257 amino acids. Lineage: Eukaryota; Viridiplantae; Streptophyta; Magnoliopsida; Myrtales; Myrtaceae. The record is from RefSeq and is a predicted model, not a curated record. The transcript is spliced from 4 exons.
UAGGGUGAGAUCGUUGGUGAGUUGGCGAAAGGAGACUGAAGGAGGACCCACAGGCUCCAUCGCCCGUUGCCGCCGUCUCGAUCGCCGACCACCACUAGCCCAGCAUCCUCCCGCCUCUGAACAGGGCACCACGAAGGGUUCCACGGAUGGCUGUUGAGGCCUUUGGACAACCAGGGCGGGUCGCUUAUGGACGGCCACUGGUGGAGGUGUUCUCGGUGGAGCUGCGCUUGAACAACCCUGGCGGCAAGCUGUACGGCAUAAUCGCAUUCACCGACGGCGUGGGUUGUCAAUACAUCUACGACCGAAAAAGCCAAAAAAGAGAUGAGGGCGAUAGCGGUUCGGCAGCUUUGUUGAACGGCCCAGCUGGAGGCAUCUCCGCCCUUGGAGGCUUUACGAUUGAUGUGGAUCUCAUGGAUGACAUUAAAGGGCAGUUCUCAUGGAACGUUUACGACGUCACUAAUGUGUAUGACAGGCUCUUACAGGAGAACGUCAAUGGAAACACGGGUUCGGCGAUAGUGAACUACGCCGUGUUUCUUGAUGCAGCGGUAGCUAUUGUGGAAGUCAUACUCUUUAAUGGAGAUGGGAAUGACCCUGCCUACGUUUAUGGACAGAUUACUGCUCGCAAUACCAACUUCACAAACGAAAGUACCCUCUUUCAGAAGACUCUGGACGAGCACAGAAGAGUAAGUCCUGGGAAGCACAUUCCUUUGUCGAGAUCUGUAGUAGCUGUGCCAUUGAGCUCUUCCCUCGUGGUUGGGGCGAAUCUGUUAGUUCACAGUGGGUACAAACGUGAGAGCGAAAGGGAGAUCGCCAAGGGCACUGCAGAGUUCCCUGCUCAAUCCUUUGGUACAUUUGAAAGGGAUAUUUGGGGCAAGUACGGUAUGAUCCGAGUGAAGGUCACUUGGACUUUAGAUAUUUAAAUUCAUAUGCUGCCAAUUAAAGUUGUAAGAUAGUGACAGUAUGAGAAUUAAAAUUUGGUUGUGAAUUUUACUUUUUGGAGUGAGGUUACGCUUUGAAGAGAAGAGGUUUCUA